UCGGUGUAUUGUGUUCAUCUCUUGUGUCUCCAUAAACAUAUUCAUUAAUUCGGUCAAUUUUAUUUAUAAUCACGCAGGCGGCAACACACGACAAAAAGAGCAAUAAAGAGAGAGAGAGGUAAGGUAAGAUCAAAAUGGACAGCAUGGCAGAGGUGCACGAGAUCGACAAGAAGAAACGAAAGAAGAAGCGUUCUCGCAUGCAGAUGGCGAAGAAAUUUCAUCGUCAGAGGAACCUUGGUAAUGGCCUGGACCAGGACACCUAUCAGUACAUGAUUCGUAUUCUCGAGUUAAUACGUAACGAUUUGUCUUCGUCCGAGGAGAAGACGAUGCUUGUGCAAAACGUCUAUCAGGAGAUAGCUGGUCGCGAGGUCGAAUGUGCCUGUAACCAAGUUGGAUCUCUCGUCAUAGAUUCUCUGCUCAAGUACGCCAACUUGGAGGCCAUUCAGAAGCUGAUCCAGGCAUUUGAAUCCUCUUUAAGGCGAUUCAGCAGCGACAGAUUCGCCAGCCACAUUUUGCAGAAGUUAAUAAUAGUCUGUGCUGACAGAGGCAACAGAGUCCCUGCGUCAAACGCGAAGAAUGCCGAUGGCGAUAAGACGAUAAAAUCAGAAAAUAUUGUUGACGCUGUCAUAGAAGUUAAGCCAUCCGAAGUGCAGACCUAUAACGAUAUUGUUCUGAAGCUGAGCAGAUACGUUUUUAAUAAUAGCGAAGAGUUUGUGUUUGACGCUUAUGCUAAUCAUGUGUUGCGAACAGUCGUAGAAUGUCUGGGGGGAUUAAUCGAGGAUCCCAACGAAAUUAAGAAUAAGAAGUCUGCCAUGCCGGAUCUUACGAAAAGACGUCCCGUGAUACAGGACUAUAAGGAUUUGCUGAUACAAAGUUGUGACCGAUUACAGAAAUGGCCGCAAUUCCGUCAGUUUGGACGGGAACAAAUGACUUCCGGUCUAGUACAAUGUAUCUUGUACUCGUUGAAAGAUAUUGAUUCAGGUUUAGUGAAGACCAUCAUCAAGAAGAUUAUAACCGAAUGUUUUGAAGUGAAAGAAGACGAGAAGCUGCCAAGUAUAUUUAAUUCGGAAUGUUCUAUCAGAAUACUGGAAGCUUGUCUGAUGGUAGCCAGACCAAAACUCUUUAAGAAGAUAUAUAACACCUUUUUCGCUGGAAAUUUAGAAUACUUAUGUUCGACGCAAAGUACCAAUUUUAGCGUGCAAAAGUUAUUAGAUUAUUGUGUCACUAAGGAAGUCUUUGAAGAAAUGUUUGACAAAGUAACAGAACAUUUUCCAAAAAUUCUCAAGCAAGGUUUUACCGGGAUAUUAGUCAGCACUGGAAAUGCGUGCUUGAGAUUGCAGGCGAAACAAGGUCCAUUUGUCAAUGCAAUCGUUGAGCUACUAAAGUGUGACGCAUCCGUAAAGAAUCAAACACAGCUUGUACGAUGUAUAAUGACUUUAAAGAAACCAUCUCAACUGAACGUUGAGCCGAAUAGUUCACCUGCACCUUUCCACUUGCACGGAAGUCUGAUAAUACAGGCCAUAUUAAUGUUUAACAAACCCAUCAAAGCUGUGAACUCCUUACUAGAGAUGAAUAACGAAGAGUUACUGCGGUUGUUUGGCGACCCGAAGGGCAGUCGAGUCCUGGAUGCUUUCAUGGACAGCAAAUACAUCGGCGAGAAGAGCAGGGAGAAAUUAUGUAAAAAGCUGCACGGCACUUGGGUAGAAUUAGCCAAAGGUACGCACGGAUCCAGAUGCGUGGAUAAAAUGUGGGCAUGGGCGCGCAUGAAUCAAAAAAUGCUCAUCAUGGAGGAAUUGGCCGCGGCUGGACAAUCUUUAGGAUCUACGAAAUCAGGCAAGAUCAUUUCCGCGAAGCUAAAUGUUCCCUUGUUCGCGAGAGAUAAGAAGGAGUGGUCGCAAUGGCAAAAGAAAGAGGAAAAGAUUAAAGUAAUGUUUUCAGAUAUUAUUGAAAAAACUCCUGAGAAAAAAUGAGAAUCUGUAAAAUAUAAUAAUCUUGUAUUACAGUACGAGAAAAUCUACUAUAUAUAUGUAUAUUG
This is a messenger RNA of Temnothorax curvispinosus, 2035 nucleotides long. RefSeq names its product nucleolar protein 9. NCBI's taxonomy places the organism in Eukaryota, Metazoa, Arthropoda, Insecta, Hymenoptera, Formicidae. The transcript has 2 exons. Gene Ontology annotation, cellular component: 90S preribosome; preribosome, small subunit precursor; nucleolus. The record is from RefSeq and is a predicted model, not a curated record. Gene Ontology annotation, molecular function: RNA binding. Gene Ontology annotation, biological process: endonucleolytic cleavage in ITS1 to separate SSU-rRNA from 5.8S rRNA and LSU-rRNA from tricistronic rRNA transcript (SSU-rRNA, 5.8S rRNA, LSU-rRNA); ribosomal small subunit export from nucleus; endonucleolytic cleavage in 5'-ETS of tricistronic rRNA transcript (SSU-rRNA, 5.8S rRNA, LSU-rRNA). The coding region runs from base 135 to 1970 and encodes 611 amino acids.